Cyprinodon tularosa is the source of this 3202-nucleotide messenger RNA. RefSeq lists its product as uncharacterized. The record is from RefSeq and is a predicted model, not a curated record. The transcript is spliced from 12 exons. Lineage: Eukaryota; Metazoa; Chordata; Actinopteri; Cyprinodontiformes; Cyprinodontidae. Gene Ontology annotation, molecular function: structural constituent of egg coat; acrosin binding. Bases 20 to 3202 code for a protein of 1060 amino acids. Gene Ontology annotation, biological process: prevention of polyspermy; binding of sperm to zona pellucida. Gene Ontology annotation, cellular component: egg coat.
UAGAGGAAACAUAUUGACAAUGCAUUUAAAGCUGAUAGCUUACUGCUUUGGUGUUCCACUUCUUUACACCUUAUCUACAAUUAGUCUAUCUUCAGUAGGCUGGUGUGAGCCCACAGCUCACUCCCUCCGACCAACCUCUGGUCCAACUCCUUCUAACAGCCGUAGAGUCCCCAGCCCCCCCUCCAUCAGAGGCUGGUCACGCCUCAGCAGCUCAGGACGCCACAACCCUAAAACCCGUGACCCCUCAGGAAAGGGGUCAAAGCAGGACAGAGCGGUCAGAAUGGUGUCUACUCCAACUUUAACACACCAGAGGCCGUCUACUCCACAGAAGCUUCUGGAUGGGAACUGCAGCGGAGGAACCAUCAGACAUGUGGUUCCUGGGAAACUUUACAUCAGCGCUCAGCUGGAAGCCAAACACCAACAUGGAGGCCAUCAGUCUGCAGUCCAGGCUGAGGAUGGAGAGAUGAGCAUGGCUGGUGAGCCCGUCAGUGGAUCUGAGGAGAGCUGGCAGAAGCUGGAGCCUUCAGUGGAGUGUGAAGACGAUGCCAUGACCCUGACCGUCAGGAGGAAACCAGCCUUACAGUUAUGGCUGGACCCAGUGAAUGGCUCAUCGGUGCCUCUGGUCCAGCUCCCUCCUCAGUGUGGUUACUCAGUACGAAGCUCAUGGAAAGACCUCAUCCUGGCGGCUCAAUAUGAUGCCUGUCAUGUUAUCCAUGAGGAGGAUGGCUAUGUGUUGCCUCUGCUGUGGAGGGGGCUCCCCAUCAGGGUUUCAUGCCCGGUCUCUCAGGUCGGCCCUGGAAGCAUGGACGCAUCUUCCCUCUGCUGCUUCCCAAACAGCAUGACUGUGAAACUUGAAGGACUGUCUGCAACAAAGGACCUGCAUAUAAAAGUGAAGGGUGAAUGGAUGCCUCUGGAGCUGUUGGCUGAUCAGUGCGGUUACACUUUGGACCAACGAGCUGCAGAGACGAUAAUCUCCAUCCCAUUUAUUACUUGUGGUGUAACAGUAAAGGAUGGAAAAAUGACACUCCUGCUUAAAAUGGGCCAGGAGAUCUUCAUGUUGGCUUGUCCUAACCCUGCCUCUGAAGUUGUCGCCCAGGAGCCUCAGGCUGAUGAACCCUCUGAAUCCCACAGAAAGCUGCUGGGGCCUUUACUGUUCAUGCCACCUUUCUACUUGGCUCCACCUUUCUAUCCUCACCCAACAUAUCAUCGUGGUUAUUCCCAAUAUAGAGAGCAGGACUCGUCCAGCCCUCCUACUCCUCACUCGGUGACUCCUAAGGUGGAUUUUAGGUCUCAGUUAGACCCUCAUCCCCAUUACUACCAACAUAUUUCUCUGAAGGAUGCAUAUGCACACUUCAUGACCCCAAAGCCUCGGCCAUCUGAAGCUCAGUCGGACAGCCCAGGUUCAUUUCUUCCAGAUCUAAUGGAGAAUCGUGUGGCUCCAGUCUCGGAUCUCUCAGAGAACAGCGUUGUUCCUACAGCUCUGCCGGUUCAGGUUGAAGCUCCUGGCUUCCAAGAUCCAAACAAUGAUUUUAGCUCAUACUACCACUACUACCAUCACCCCAAAAUCCCUCUUCCUGGGCCGUCUCAGGGCCCGGCUCCUGGUGUUUCUGGAUCCCCAACCCCUUCUGACUCCUUUAACUAUCCGCUUCCAUCCAUGCUCCCUGAUACCCAGAUAUCUGAGGUCACAAACCAGAUCUCUGCACCUGUAACCAAGGAAACGGGCUACAGCGCCACAGCAGUUCAUCCGCCUUUUCCCUUCUAUCUUUACUACUACCCACAUAAUGCUAAAGAUAAACAACCGGGGCUGUUCCAUUUCAACUGGGCCACAAAGGCAAAUAUGUCCUCAGCUCCUCCAGGUUUUUUUGCUUUACGCUCAAAUCCUGGAAAACUCUUUGUUUACCCCAACAAAAGUAAUAAAGAGCUGCAGGACGAAGAAGACAAGCAUCCUACCUCUGGGACUAACCAGUCUCCAGAUCCCGUCGCUGUUCCUCCUGACAGACCAGUUUUCCCCACUCCUGGAUUUAUGGUUAAUGCAGAUCCCUAUAAGUACUACUAUCAUCCCUACUAUAACUACUACCUGAGGUAUUAUGCACCUGACGCUCUGCGUGGCGUCUACCACCAUCUGGCUCAGACUUCAUCGGAGUCGGCUCAUCGACCGUCCCAUUUCAAACGCCAAACUAGUUCUGCUCCCUCUGACCCAGCGCUCGGCAUUCCCAGCAGACUGACGUUCCCCUACAGUUACUACAACCUCUACCAUUCGCCUCAGCUGCUCAGAUACUACCAGGAGCUCCGUAGUCCAGGAUCUUCAUCUCUGCUUUCCUCAAACUUGGACCAUAGUGAACUGCAGAGGCUUCCUCGUGCUUCUGAGGGGCUUCAUCCAUCGCUGUCCAACGCAUUUCAUCAGGCUUAUUUCAACUACAUUUCUUGGCUGCGUGGCAGAGAUGGAGCUAAGGAGAAGCUGGAUGGCUACAUGGGAGAUGGCCAAGCAGGACAUGUCGUCUUUACUGUACCUGACUCCAUGAUGACUCCUCCAGUGGCUCCACCUGCUCCUUCCUCUGAGGACAGGAUGGUUUCCUGUGUGCUGCAGAAGCUUUCCUCCAACCCAGAUGUCUACCUUGUUCCCUUAGAAGGCUGCACUAACAAACAAUUUCCUGGUCAGAACUUGGUUCAUCAGCUCAGAGGUCCUCCAUCAGACGGAGACGGAGGUCAUCUUCCUUUAAGGUUGAUGGUGGGAUGCACCCCCCCUUCAGAUACACCAGCUGCUGUUGCUGUGAUCCUGAGAAUUGCAACAGAUGCGUCCUUCGACAGGUUCUUCCCCCGGCCUCACCUCCCCCUCAGCUUCACGCAGGGUAAACCAGUUCAUGUGGAACUGAGAGUGCUGAAACCCACAGAUCCCACCCUGGUUCUGCUGGUCCACUCCUGCCUGGCCUACACUUUAACUCCAGAGGUCAACUGGAUACUAUUCUAUAAUAGUUGUAGCAGCCAGACUGUUUGGCAGCAACUUCCAUCACCAAACCCUCAGCACAUCUGGAGGCUGAGGGUUUCCAGCUUCCCUGCUCUGCCUCCAGCUAGCUCCACCCACAUGGGUCAUGGAGGGCCAGCUGCACCAGAGGAUCCAGAGGUCUACUUCUUGUGCCAUAUAGAACUUUGCUCAACUGUUUAUGGUCAAUGUGGUGUGAGCUGCAACAAAGGUAAGAUCUGA